Messenger RNA from Kazachstania africana CBS 2517, 1194 nucleotides. RefSeq names its product Gts1p (gene GTS1). Lineage: Eukaryota; Fungi; Ascomycota; Saccharomycetes; Saccharomycetales; Saccharomycetaceae. Gene Ontology annotation, molecular function: protein binding; GTPase activator activity. Gene Ontology annotation, cellular component: Golgi apparatus. Bases 1 to 1194 code for a protein of 397 amino acids. The transcript has a single exon. The record is from RefSeq and is a predicted model, not a curated record. Gene Ontology annotation, biological process: endoplasmic reticulum to Golgi vesicle-mediated transport; intra-Golgi vesicle-mediated transport; endocytosis.
AUGAGAUUUAGAAGUUCAUCAUCACGGUCAGCAUACGAUGAUACGUUCAAUUCAAGACCACGUAAUCGCACAGAUCAAAGUGUUGUCAACGAGUUAAAGGAUUACGUCACAUCAUCGGAUAAUGGUAACAAAUGCGCUGAAUGUUCAAGUACAUUUCCAACAUGGUGUUCUGUUAACCUAGGUUGUUUUCUUUGCGGUAGAUGUGCUUCUGUUCAUAGAAAGAUUUUAAACCAUGAAUUUUACGUAUCUGAUGUGAAAUCGUUAUCUAUAGACACUUGGCAUUAUAAAGAGAUUGAUCAUUUGAAAAAAUUGGGAGGUAACAAAGGAAAUAAAAAAUUUUGGAACCCCAGAAAUGAGCCUUUUCCUUAUGAUGCAGAAGAUGAUAAAUCUAUUGCAGAACAAUUCGUCAGAAAUAAGUACAUUUUAGGGAAAUAUAAAUAUGACGAGGUUAAACCAGAGGAUUUUGAAGGACUAAAGAGUCGUUCUCGUGCUAAUAGUUGUGGCCAUAGAAGAUCCGGAAGAUAUGAUGAUCAAGAAGUCAGUGAUGACGAUCGAUAUGAAAGUGACUACAGAAGGCAAGUAAGACAAUUAAAAGAAAUGGGCUUCUCUGACAGCGAGAAAAACUUGAAAGCAUUGAAGAAAUCGAAUGGGAAUAUGAAUAGGGCAAUUGACGUGUUGGGUAAAGAGGAGAACAGACAGUCUGUGAAAGAGACUGUUCCAAAUCCAAGUCUACCAGCCAGGCCGUCCACAAGUGCUGGUCCACAACCUGCAAUAUUUGACGGUAUGUCAGACAUGGCUUCAUUGCAACAGCAACAGCCAGUUAUGACAGGUGCUGUUCAACAGUAUCUUGAUCCAGCCACAGGAAUAAUAUACGUGGAUCAAAAUCAAUAUAUAAUGGCGCAGGCCCUACAACAAAACCAACAACAGGCACAGAUGAUGCAAAUGCAACAGGCAGCCCUGCAACAGCAGCAACAAGCAAUUCAGCAGCAAUACCAGCAACAAGUAGCUCUACAACAACAGCAGGUACAUAAUCAACAAAAGAAUGCCAUUCUGGGGCUCUACCAAAGACCAGAUCUAUACACUACACCAGUUGAGAUAACUGAAUCAAAUCCACAAUAUAAGCAACUGUUUCAACAACAACAACAGCAGCAACAACAAUUCCAAAAUCAAUUUCAGAAUCCUAACACGAGGUAA